ACCAAAAUAGCACUUCAAAUAAUUUCUAGGUGGAUGAAAUCUGGGAAGGCACGGCACCAAACAGUGUUGUUGCCUACGGUGAUGAUGGCCAGAAGUUGAGAGCUGCAGAAUUGUGUAGUCUGUGCCCAAACAACUGGGUGAAUGAUAAACUCUUGGAAACUGACUUCAACUGCAAGUAAAACACAACCAGACAACAACAGUGAUGUAGAAAUUAUAGAUGACAAAUCAACAGAAAGAGAUUCGCCAAGAAGUCUGUCGCAGAAGAAUGAUAUUUUACUUGUACAUGAUGAUGUCAGUGACAAUCAUAACUGUGUAACACCAACAAGAACAAAUUUACAAGUUGUUCCGCUGUGGGAUAAAGAUAUCAGUACUCAUGCUCUUGAUAGUGACAGCAUACAAUUACAUCAACGAGUAAAAGCUACAGACUUCAAAGGUGGGGACACAAGAAUCAAGGAAAUCGAUGAAGAAACUUUGGAACGUGACCUGUUCAACACUUCUCUAUUGCGGUUAUGGCAAACAGGGGCAACCUUUGAAGAAUGUAAGGCAGAAGAUGAUGAUGAUACCAUACUCAGAGAACAUCCAAUAGAAGGAGAGUGCUGGCUUAGUAUUGACCUACGUGUUGCUCUGUGGAUGGAUUACAGAUGCUUUGUCAACAAGCCUCAUUUAAAAACUGUGGGUGAUUUGUGCUUGUUACAAACAACCUGCACAUUGACUUCAACAACUUUGCCGCAAAACAUACAAUGCCUGACAUGUACCUUGUACCUGCAGCAGCUUUGCUCAGGUAUUGGUGCAGGUGCGGGCAACAAUACCAAACUCCUAUUUAUAAAUAUGGGAAACAAUACAUUUACCUUAGCAGAUGGAAAAAUGUAUGAUGAAAAUGUACCAAGAAUGUUUGGUAGACAGUAA
Molecule: messenger RNA, 906 nt
Organism: Corticium candelabrum
Lineage: Eukaryota; Metazoa; Porifera; Homoscleromorpha; Homosclerophorida; Plakinidae
Exons: 7
Coding region: 142-906 (254 amino acids)
Source: RefSeq, a predicted model, not a curated record